AUUAUGUCUUCACCCAAAAAGUCGUCGUCUUCAAAGCCAAAGGCUGCGGUAAAUGAGAGCAACUUCUCGGCUUGGGUCAUGAAAUGGGUGACACGACUUUCAAUGUUGGGCGUCAUCUACACCCUCUACACCUUCUUGGAUUCCAUCAAGCACCGGUGGUACAUCUUCGACCCUGAAAGCCUGCACCAGCUGUCGCAAGCAGCCAUCGCUGCCCACCCCAACGACACAGCAGGCAUGAUCAAGUACAUCACCGCCAACCUCACCGCGACCUACCCCUCCAACAAAAUCCGCAUCAACCAGGACGUGAACGAGUGGGUGUUCAACAAUGCCGGAGGCGCGAUGGGUGCCAUGUACAUCAUCCAUGCCAGCAUCACCGAGUACCUCAUCAUCUUUGGUACCCCCCUGGGCACGGAGGGACACACUGGAGUGCACACCGCCGACGACUACUUCAACAUUUUGACUGGUGAACAGUGGGCGUUCUACCCCGGUGCUCUGGAGAUGGAGAGGUACCCUCCCGGAAGCGUGCACCACCUUCCCCGAGGCCACGUUAAGCAAUACAAAAUGCACAAGGGAUGCUUUGCUCUUGAGUAUGCUCGAGGCUGGAUCCCACCUAUGCUUCCCUUCGGUUUCGCCGAUACCCUCACCUCCACUCUCGACUUUGGCACCUUCUGGCAGACCGCGGUCGUCACGGCUCGGGAGAUGUUCUACAACCUCCUUAUUGGCAAGAUCUAAGCAUUAUGCUUUGUCUAUUUAUAUACAUACAUAUCAUGCUACCUAGACACAUUAGCCUAUCAGUAAUACAUUAGAGUUGGAUGACCGCGA
This is a messenger RNA of Coprinopsis cinerea okayama7#130, 822 nucleotides long. Its product is annotated as C-8 sterol isomerase. The transcript has 3 exons. Gene Ontology annotation, biological process: ergosterol biosynthetic process. The coding region runs from base 4 to 732 and encodes 242 amino acids. The record is from RefSeq and is a predicted model, not a curated record. Gene Ontology annotation, cellular component: endoplasmic reticulum. Lineage: Eukaryota; Fungi; Basidiomycota; Agaricomycetes; Agaricales; Psathyrellaceae.